Molecule: messenger RNA, 1443 nt
Organism: Cynara cardunculus var. scolymus (artichoke)
Lineage: Eukaryota; Viridiplantae; Streptophyta; Magnoliopsida; Asterales; Asteraceae
Product: protein IMPAIRED IN BABA-INDUCED STERILITY 1-like
Exons: 6
Coding region: 190-1443 (417 amino acids)
Biological process (GO): protein phosphorylation; positive regulation of transcription elongation by RNA polymerase II
Cellular component (GO): nucleus; cyclin-dependent protein kinase holoenzyme complex
Molecular function (GO): cyclin-dependent protein serine/threonine kinase activity; ATP binding; RNA polymerase II CTD heptapeptide repeat kinase activity
Source: RefSeq, a predicted model, not a curated record
AUUAGGUUUGGAAGAUCCGUUGAAGGUGAACAGGUUGCCGCCGGUUGGCCGGCGUGGCUGACGGCCGUCGCUAAAGAGGCCAUUGAUGGUUGGGUUCCUUUGAAAUCCGAGAGCUUUGAGAGGCUAGAAAAGAUCGGGCAAGGUACAUACAGCAACGUCUAUCGAGCACGCGAACUUCAAACUGGUCGAAUGAUGGCACUGAAAAAGGUGAGGUUCGACAAUUUCCAACCCGAGAGUGUGAGGUUUAUGGCUCGAGAAAUCAAGAUUCUUCGAAGGCUUGAUCAUCCAAACGUCAUGAAAUUGGAGGGUAUAAUCACAUCCAGGUUAUCAUGUAGCAUAUAUUUGGUUUUCGAGUAUAUGGAACACGAUCUCUGUGGACUCCUAUCGAAUCCUGAAGUCAAGUUUAACGAUUCGCAGAUUAAAUGCUACAUGUUGCAGUUAUUGAAAGGAAUCGAACACUGCCAUUCACGGGGAGUUAUACAUCGUGACAUUAAAUCAUCCAAUAUUUUGAUCAAUAACGAAGGAGUCUUGAAGAUUGCGGAUUUUGGUCUCGCGAACUUCUUUAAUUCUAGGAGCAAGCAGCCGUUGACUAGCCGUGUAGUGACCUUGUGGUAUCGCCCUCCGGAACUUCUCUUAGGGUCUACAAAUUACGGGCCGUAUGUUGAUAUGUGGAGCGUGGGUUGUGUUUUUGCUGAACUUUUCGUCGGGAGGCCCAUCCUUAAGGGGAGAACUGAGGUUGAACAAUUGCACAAGAUAUUCAAGCUUUGUGGCACUCCACCUGAUGAGUAUUGGACAAAGUCCAAGCUUCCUCUUGCAGCAAUGUUUAGACCCCAAUUUACUUACGCAAGUACUCUACGAGAAAGGUGCAAAGAACUCCCGAGAACCGUGGUCGACCUUAUUGACACCCUCAUUUCCGUAGAACCCGAGAAACGUGCAACUGCUAAAUCCGCUCUUCAGGCCGAGUACUUUUAUACGAGACCUUAUGCGUGUGAUCCUGCAAGCAUGCCAAAAUACUCGCCUAACAAAGAGAUUGAUGCAAGGUUCCGCGAUCAAGCAGGGAGGAAGAAGGCGGGUGGCAGAGUUCAAGCAUCCGGAACUUCAAGAAACCCGAGAAGAUCCCGAAGAACUUUGCAAGAGCAAAGUAGUUUUAGUAAACUGAUUCCAGAAGACGGCAACAGAAACUUCACAAGAGAUUUCGUUGACUCUAAAGCAUCAUACGACACGGUAUCAGAAGUUUCCCAAAUGACAGAAACUUCUCAAGCCGAUAGCAUUUGCACACUUCCUGCACAAGCUACGACAUCAAAUGGUAGCGGGCCGUCUGGUGCUCGGAGAACUCAUAGAAGACAUGUUGUGCAAAUGCAUCAUAAUUUUAUAAAGUUUGAAACUUUCGAUGCGAGUGGCGUAUACGAGCCUGAGGAUAUAUCUUCUGUAAGUUAUCUUUAA